AUGUCCCAGCCCAACAAGACGCUGUACAUAAAGAACCUGAACGAUCAGGUCAAAAAGGAUGAGCUCAAGUCCCAGUUGUACGCGCUCUUCACGCCCUAUGGCCGGAUUGUCGAUGUCGUCGCCAUUAAGAAUCCCAAGAUGCGCGGACAGGCGUUUGUAGUAUUCCAGGAUCUCGCAGGCGCUACGGCCGCAAUGCGCGCAUGGGACGGCGAGCUAUUUUACGACAAGGAAAUGAAAAUCGAGUACGCCAAGACGCGGAGCCACGCAACUCGCAGGAUCGAGGAGCCCGGCUGGGACCCAUUAGCCGAGGCCAAAGCCAAAGCACUCGGACUGGGCUCGCGCUUGAAGAAGGAAGCAGGCAGGGAGACGAACUCGUCGGUGCCUAGUACCUAUUCGGCGGUGACGAUAUCGUCUCGACUGUUGUGCACGAAUAUACCGGCCGAGACGUCGCAAGAGAUAUUGCAAAAGCUGUUCCAGCAGUACCCCGGGUUCCAGUCUUUGGUGCUCACGCCUCCAGGGCAAGCCAAAUCGGCGCAGGUGCAAUUUGAACAACCGGACCAGGCUAAAGUGGCUAGAGAGGGACUGCAUGGGCAUGCGUUGAAGACGGAUUGGGCAAUGAGCGUGCCGAGACCGAGCAGAUCCCAGGAUGAUAGUGGUGAAUUGGACCGACCGAGCCGACAGGAUUCGCCGACGAGACGUUCCAAUUCUCAGUCCCAGUCCCAGUCCCAGUCCUUGACCUUGUCACCCACCACCUCUGCUCCCGAGCCCACACCCACCGACACGCCCCAGCGCCGCAGAUUUAUUUUCAUUCGUUUAAUUCUUGGCAUAUGGACUGGACUGGGUACACUCUGGUCCCUGCUCCCUGUCGCAUGGAAACGCGUGAGACACAACUUUGGACUGAUUGCUCUGGGUUCAGACGACGAUGAUGAAGAGGGAGAACAGCCAGAAGAGGACGAAGGAGAGGACGAUCCACUUGUUGCCCGGGCUGCCCCCACCACGCCUGCUGUCUCACCGCAGCGAAUAUCAUUCGGUUUGAGCACAGUCAGCAGACGGACGAACAGAUCGACGUAUGCCAAACCCCUUACCCCUGCUGUAUCCGAACGACCCCUCGACGACGACGAUCAUCCGCUAUCGACCACUUUGCCGACUACUCAUGAGAUUAUUCUACCAAGCAGACCCCGAGCAGCAAGCACGCUCUUGCCCAACCCACUCUCCACCUCGCUCCUCACCCCUUCCGCCUCGGCCCUCCCCUCCCGCGCCCCGACUCCCCCCGUGCGCCGACAGACAGCGCUCCACAAGACCAAGACCCUCGUUCUCGACUUGGACGAAACACUUAUCCACUCCACCUCUAGGCCUAUGCACGCCCACGGUUCCAUGGGCGGCGGCGGCCUCCUCGGGCUUUCCGGCCUCUUUGGCGGCAAGCGCCAGGGCGGCGGACACAUGAUCGAGGUUGUCCUAGGCGGCAGGAGUACGCUGUAUCAUGUCUACAAGCGUCCAUUUGUCGAUUUCUUUCUGCGCAAGGUUUCGUCGUGGUAUACACUUGUUAUUUUUACCGCGUCCAUGCCAGAGUAUGCGGAUCCGGUUAUAGAUUGGCUGGAUGCCGGACGGGGAAUGUUUUCAAGGCGCUUUUUCCGUGAAUCAUGUACGCACCUCCCAAACGGAGGCUACAGCAAAGACCUAUCUAUCAUAGACCAAGACCUCAGCCGUGUCUGUCUAAUCGACAACUCCCCGGCGAGCUAUAGCAUUAAUAACGCCAAUGGCAUCCCAAUCGAAGGCUGGAUAUCAGACCCAGGGGACGAAGCGCUUCUCGACCUCUUGCCUGUCCUUGACUCGCUCCGAUUCACGUCAGACGUCAGACAUGUGCUCGGUCUGCGCGGGUUCUAG
Messenger RNA from Rhizoctonia solani, 1884 nucleotides. RefSeq names its product NLI interacting factor-like phosphatase. Gene Ontology annotation, molecular function: protein serine/threonine phosphatase activity; RNA binding. The transcript is spliced from 10 exons. The record is from RefSeq and is a predicted model, not a curated record. Bases 1 to 1884 code for a protein of 627 amino acids. NCBI's taxonomy places the organism in Eukaryota, Fungi, Basidiomycota, Agaricomycetes, Cantharellales, Ceratobasidiaceae.